AUGGAGGUAAUCGAGGAGAAGGGGGCCAUGCGGCAGUGGUCGCGCAGGCAGCACCGCGAGGGGCGCACGGUGGCACUGGUACCGACCAUGGGGUAUCUGCACGAGGGCCACCUGUCGCUCGUGCGCCUCGCCACCACGCUCGCAGAUGUGGUGGCUGUGUCCAUCUAUGUCAACCCCUCGCAGUUCGCCCCUCAUGAGGAUCUCCUCUCCUACCCACGCGACCUCCCCCGCGAUCUUGCGCUGCUCAAGGUACGGCUGGAGGCUUGCCCCCGAAUCCCAUUCUCCCUCCCCAACGUGCUUGCUGGGCCUCAAGGCACGCCCCUCCUCAAGGCACGCCACUCCUCAAGGCACGCCACUCCCCCGAACUCCAUGCUCCCUCCUAUUUACUGCCGCCCCCAUCCGGUGCAACUGGAGGCGUGCUGGGCGAGUCGUGAGUUUCCAGUUCCUGAUCUCCCAGUGGAAGCAGUGUUUACCCCUGCAGACCUCUACCUACGCCCUCUCUACGCGCCCCCCGACCAGCGCCACGCUGUCGCAGAGCCCCCUGCAGCAGCAGCGGCCUCCCCUGGCGGCACUGCAGAGAGCGCAGCAGUGGCGAGCGGAGCGGCGAGCGGAGCGGUGGUGGCGGGGCACGAGACGUGGGUGACGGUGGAGCGGCUGCAACGGCCGCUGUGUGGGGGUGGGCGGCCGGUGUUCUUCCGGGGGGUGGCGACGGUGGUGGUGAAGCUGCUGCACAUCAUUGAGCCCGAUGUGGCCGUGUUCGGGAAGAAGGACUACCAGCAGUGGCGCCUCAUCCAGCGCAUGGUGCGCGACAUGAACAUGGCAUCAUUCCAUCCGCACCCCUUGCCAUCAUUCCCCUCGUACCCUCCUGAUUGCUGUGGUGAUCUGGUCCCCCAGGUGCGCGAUCUGGACAUGGCCGUGCAGGUGGUGGGCGCGCCGCUGCUGCGCGAAGCGGAUGGGCUGGCCAUGAGCAGCCGCAACGUGCGCCUCACCCCCCAGCACAGGCAGCAGGUGAGGCACGACCUACUAUCAUAA
Molecule: messenger RNA, 1032 nt
Organism: Closterium sp. Naga37s-1
Lineage: Eukaryota; Viridiplantae; Streptophyta; Zygnematophyceae; Desmidiales; Closteriaceae
Source: the annotation of a GenBank genome assembly